Molecule: messenger RNA, 1020 nt
Organism: Neoarthrinium moseri
Lineage: Eukaryota; Fungi; Ascomycota; Sordariomycetes; Amphisphaeriales; Apiosporaceae
Exons: 1
Coding region: 1-1020 (339 amino acids)
Molecular function (GO): oxidoreductase activity, acting on NAD(P)H
Source: RefSeq, a predicted model, not a curated record
AUGGAAUCCAACACAGCUGCCUGGCUCACUGCAGCCAAAGCUCGACCGUUCGAGAUCAAGUCAGCGCCUAUGGGCGCUCCAGGAGAGCACCAAAUUCUAGUCAAGAAUCAUGCCAUCGCUGUCAACCCAAUCGACGGAAAGCUCCAGUCAUUGGCCAUAUAUCCCAUGGAAUACCCAGCAAUACUGGGCCAAGAUGUGGCCGGUGAAGUAGUUGCAGUUGGCCCGGGUGUCACGCGCUUCAAAACCGGUGAUCGUGUGCUCGGUACUGCCGCCGGCUUUGGCACGAAACGCAGCGAGGACAGAGCUUUUCAGACCUAUACUAUUCUGGAGUCAAAUAUGGCUUGUCAAAUCCCGGAUGACAUGACGUACGCCAGCGCGGCGGUGCUCCCUCUAGGCAUCUCUACCGCUGCUGCCGGGCUCUUUAACGAUGACUUCCUCGCCCUUCAAGCCCCCACCUAUCCCACGCGAAGCUCGAUGAAUAAAAGUCUGCUGGUCUGGGGAGGCGCAUCAAGUGUAGGGUGCAAUGCGAUUCAGCUAGCCGUAGCUGCUGGCUACGAAGUGUUCGCCACUUCAUCCCCUAAGAACUUCAAUUUGGUGCAGGAACUCGGCGCAAGCCGAGUGUUUGAUUACCAUAGUCCUACCAUCGUGGCCGAUAUCCUUGACGCUCUCAAGGGUAAGGUCAGCGUGGGGAUUCUCGAUGCAGUUGGGGGCGCCGCCUGGGUUCCGAGCAUGGAGAUAGCCCAGAAGUUAGUCGGGGCCAAAUUCAUCGCCACCACCAUCACAGGGUUCCCAGAGCCACCUGAGGGGGUCCUUAUCAAGCAGAUGCAUGCACUUUCGAUCGUGGGCAACAACCUAAGCAAGGCAAUCUUUGAGGAUUUCCUUCCCAUCGCACUCGCCAAGAAGGCAUACGCCGUAGCCCCGGCGCCCUUGAUCGCUGGACAUGGCCUAGAGAGUAUACAGGACGCUGUGGAUCUCCAGGCUAGAGGUGUUUCGGCGAAGAAGGUUGUGGUCACGCUUUGA